GAGGCUGAAUUUCAGUCAUUGAGAGAAGCUCUCUCCUUUGUAUCAUUAAUUGAUGGAUAUUACAGAUUAACCGCAGAUGCCCACCAUUAUCUCUGUAAAGAAGUAGCACCACCAUCAGUCCUUGAAAAUAUCCAAAGCAACUGCCAUGGACCAAUUUUCGUGGACUUUGCUAUCAGUAAACUGAAGAAAGCAGGUAAUCAGACUGGCUUCUACGUUCUUCGUUGCAGUCCUAAAGACUUCAAAAAAUACUUCCUCACCUUUGCUAUAGAGCGUGAGAAUACCACUGAUUAUAAGCACUGCUUAAUUACAAAGAAUGAGAAUGGAGAAUAUAAUCUCAGUGGAACCAAGAGAAGUUUUUGUAAUCUUAAGGAUCUGUUGACUUGUUACCAGACAGAAACUGUCCGUUCAGACAGCAUAAUUUUCCAGUUCAUCAAAUGCUGUCCUCCAAAGCCAAAAGAUAAAUCGAAUCUGCUGGUCUUCAGAAGCAAUAGUGUAGGUGAUGUUCCUUCAUCACCUACGCUACAGAGACACAACAAUGUCAACCAGAUGGUCUUUCACAAAAUACGGAAUGAAGACUUGAUAUUCGAGGAGAGUCUUGGACAGGGCACGUUCACUAAGAUUUUCAAAGGUGUAAGGAAAGAAGUGGGAGACUAUGGCCAGCUCCAUCAGACUGAAGUUCUCUUAAAGGUGCUGGAUAAAGUGCAUAGAAACUACUCUGAGUCCUUUUUUGAGGCUGCAAGUAUGAUGAGCCAGCUUUCUUACAAACAUUUGGUGUUAAAUUAUGGAGUCUGCGUAUGUGGAGAGGAGAACAUCCUUGUACAAGAAUAUGUGAAAUUUGGAUCUUUGGACACAUAUUUGAAAAAGAACAAAAAUGUUAUCAAUAUCUUAUGGAAGCUGGAAGUAGCCAAACAGUUGGCAUUAGCCAUGCAUUUUCUGGAGGAUAAAGGCCUUGUUCAUGGGAAUGUCUGUGCAAAAAACAUCUUGCUUAUCAGAGAGGAAGACAGGAAGUCUGGAAACCUUCCAUUUAUAAAACUCAGUGAUCCUGGCAUCAGCAUUACAGUUUUGCCAAGAGAUAUUCUUCUUGAGAGAAUACCAUGGGUUCCACCUGAAUGUAUUGAGAACCCCAAACAAUUAAGCCUGGCCACAGACAAAUGGAGUUUUGGUACUACUUUGUGGGAAAUCUGCAGUGGAGGAGACAAACCUCUGAGUGCACUGGAUUCUUCAAGAAAACUGCAGUUUUAUGAAGAUAGGCACCAGCUUCCUGCCCCCAACUGGACAGAACUAGCAAACCUUAUAAACAACUGCAUGGAUUAUGAGCCAGAUUUCAGGCCUUCAUUUAGAGCAAUUAUACGUGACUUGAAUAGUUUGUUCACUCCAGAUUAUGAGCUAUUGACAGAAAAUGAUAUGUUGCCAAAUAUGAGAAUUGGAGCACUUGGAUUUUCUGGUGCUUUUGAAGAUCAGGACCCAACACAAUUUGAAGAAAGACAUCUUAAGUUUUUACAGCAACUUGGCAAGGGAAAUUUUGGCAGUGUUGAGAUGUGCCGGUACGACCCCCUGCAGGAUAAUACUGGGGAGGUGGUGGCUGUGAAAAAGCUGCAACAUAGCACAGAAGAGCACCUUAGGGACUUUGAAAGAGAAAUUGAAAUACUUAAAUCUCUGCAGCAUGAUAACAUUGUUAAAUACAAAGGAGUUUGCUACAGUGCAGGUCGUAGGAAUCUAAGAUUAAUCAUGGAAUAUUUACCAUAUGGAAGUUUACGAGAUUAUCUGCAGAAACACAAGGAAAGGCUGGACCACAAGAAGCUUUUACUGUAUGCGUCUCAGAUAUGCAAG
Eurypyga helias (sunbittern) is the source of this 1830-nucleotide messenger RNA. RefSeq names its product Janus kinase 2 (gene JAK2). Gene Ontology annotation, molecular function: ATP binding; cytokine receptor binding; histone binding. Gene Ontology annotation, biological process: cytokine-mediated signaling pathway; peptidyl-tyrosine phosphorylation; hemopoiesis. The annotation marks the transcript as partial. Gene Ontology annotation, cellular component: cytosol; membrane; cytoskeleton. The record is from RefSeq and is a predicted model, not a curated record. The transcript is spliced from 13 exons. Lineage: Eukaryota; Metazoa; Chordata; Aves; Eurypygiformes; Eurypygidae.